Capsicum annuum is the source of this 345-nucleotide messenger RNA. RefSeq lists its product as uncharacterized. The coding region runs from base 1 to 345 and encodes 114 amino acids. The record is from RefSeq and is a predicted model, not a curated record. The transcript has 2 exons. Lineage: Eukaryota; Viridiplantae; Streptophyta; Magnoliopsida; Solanales; Solanaceae.
AUGACUGAGGCAAUUCACCUAGUUCGGAGGCUGGUAAAACAGUAUAGAGAGAGGAAGAGGGAUCUACACAUAGUGUUUAUUGACUUAAAAAAGGCAUAUGACAAGGUCUCAGGGGAGGUUCUUUGGAGAUGCUUGAAGGCGAUAGGGGUCCCAGUGGUUUACAUUUAUUUGAUUAAGGACAUAUAUGAGGGGGCAAAGACUCAGAUACGGAUAGUGGAAGGGGAUUCCAGGCAUUUCUCGAUCUUGACAGGUGUGGCCCUUUUGAAUUUCUUGUCUUCUAAGGAAGUUUCGGUAGAGAUCUUGGAUCAGCAAGUCCAUCAAUUGCGAACGAAGGACGUGGCUUAG